Messenger RNA from Rhizopus microsporus ATCC 52813, 1276 nucleotides. RefSeq lists its product as uncharacterized. The transcript has 5 exons. NCBI's taxonomy places the organism in Eukaryota, Fungi, Mucoromycota, Mucoromycetes, Mucorales, Rhizopodaceae. The record is from RefSeq and is a predicted model, not a curated record. Bases 397 to 1131 code for a protein of 244 amino acids.
AUUAUUAAUUGCAAUAUCAAUUGGUCUUUUAUAAUGCCGUGUAUACGUGACUUGAGCCACGGGAUUUUGUUUUUAAUUCACAAAAAGCGUGCAAGCGUGAUAUAAUUUAUUAUUACCUUGGUAAAAGCGUGCGAUAUGCUUUUUAUAAAAAUAAACCUGUAACACUAACCUCAUGGCAGUCGACAGACCCAAGCCCUAUAGAAAGCAAACCCCGCCAGGACAUGUUUUCUUUUUAUAAACCAAGGUGUAACAACCAUAUUGUUUUUUUGAGGCAGUGAACCACAGUAAUGAUUACCUGAUUUGUGUGGCAAUCCUCGAGUAUAAGAGGAUUUGAUUCCUGACUUUCUUUCUCUCUUUAUUUCUUCUUUUUUAUACAUAAAAAGUAAAUUAUACAAAAUGGUUUCCGUAAAGACAUUCAUUGCUACUUCUGCUGCUCUUAUUGCUGCUUUCGUGAAUGUCGAAGCUGCUGUGGCCCCUACCUAUCCUUCACCCGGAACCAUUCAAGUUCAAGGUCAAAGCUACGACAUCACUUGGACCUUUGAUGGAAAGAAUGCUAGCGAAACAUACCAAAUUGAUUUCAUGACUGGAAGCAACCUCGAACAGAAAAAGUUGGCCACUGUUGCUACUGGUGUUCCUGCUAACCUCUUAAAGUACCCAUUCGUUGCUCCUCAAGUUUCACCAAACUCUGCAGUCUAUUUCUUCAUGUUUACAGGCUCUCAAGGAGAUCAAGCAUGGACAACUCGUUUCGGUAUUGUCGCUGCUAAUGGCGACAAAUUGACACCAGAACCUCAACAGACUCAGCCUACUGGUGAAAAGAUCCCUUGGGGCGAUGGUAAGCUUCUUACUGCUAUUAGCGGAAACAACUCUUCUGCCAGUUCCGCCCCCGCUGCUGCUGCUUCAUCCAGUGCUCCAGUUGUUGCUGCUGCUGCUGCUUCAUCAGCCGCUCCUUCUUCUUCCGCUCCUAUUGUUGUUGCUGCCGCCGCUACAUCUAGCACUCCUGCAUCUGUCCCAUCUGCUGUCACUAGCACUGCUCCUUCUUCCGUUGCUCAAAAGUCCACCUCUGCUGGUUCCAUGGUCAAGCCUGCUCUCUCUUUGAUCGCUGUUGGUGCCGCUGGUUACAUGUUAAUUUAAUUUAUAUUAUUUCUAAAAAAAGAUAUAACUUUUUACUUAAAAAGAAUCUUUAGUUUUUUGUGUAUAUUAGGUUGUAAUAGUAUUCAGUUGAAUGAAUAAUAAUAAAAAAAAUGCACAUUUCAAUUUACCAUCUACUCACUUGUCU